GGCGCUGGGGGGCUCCCUCCGGGGCAGCGGCUCGAUGAUUUCCGGAUACAGUUUGCUCACUUUACCAGCAGCUAUUUAUUCAAAAGGCCAACGCUGCAAACUCCGCUCCGGGGUCGCUCUUUCUGUGCGGGGCUGGGCCUGGCACCGGCACCGGAAGCUGAGGGGCAGAGGGAGUCCUCGCCCCGAGUGGAAGCGGCGGGGCCGGUCUGAGCAGGGUCUCUCCGUGCUCGCCCCGCUGACUGGGGGCGGGAAGCGGGAGCAGAUCCCGCCUGUACACGCGGGGCGCGGCGCCUGCGCAGUGCGGAAGCCUAGCCGGACCCGCGGUGCUAGAGGCCUGUCACUUCUUCCUGGUGCUCCCUCCUCGCUGCCUGGCCGGAGCAGGAUCCCCUCUCUCGGGGCUCUCCCCGGCCCUUCGGUUGAAACUUGUAUGGCAGUCAUUUAUGUGGAUCUGUGAUGGAGCUAUAACUAUGUCCCAAGUCAAGCCAACAUCAUUUUGACCGUCCUCUUCUGAAUGUGAAGGAACAUUUUGAACAGUGAAGUUGCAAGAUCUUACUCAUCAAGACAACUGGAACCAUGUUGUGCUGGGGAAAUGCAUCCUUUGGACAGCUUGGAUUGGGUGGAAUUGAUGAAGAGAUUGUAUUAGAACCCAGAAAAAGUGACUUUUUCCUAAAUAAAAAGGUCCGAGAUGUAGGAUGUGGACUCAGACACACUGUUUUUGUCCUGGAUGAUGGGACUGUGUAUACAUGUGGAUGUAAUGAUCUAGGACAAUUAGGGCAUGAAAAAUCCAGAAAGAGACCAGAACAUGUUGGUGCCCUGGAUGCCCAAAAUAUUGUGUCUGUUUCAUGUGGAGAAGCCCACACACUAGCAUUAAAUGACAAGGGCCAAGUGUAUGCUUGGGGUCUUGCUAAUGAUGGACAGCUAGGCUUGCCUGGAACAGAGGAAUGUAUCCGAAUACCCAGAAAUAUCAAAAGCUUAUCAGAUAUCCAAAUAAUGCAAGUUGCCUGUGGCUACUAUCACUCACUUGCACUCUCAAAAGGAAGUGAAGUUUAUUCCUGGGGACAGAAUAAAUAUGGCCAACUGGGUAUAGGUUAUGAAUUUAAAAAGCAGACUUCACCUCAACUGAUUAAAUCUUUACUGGGAAUCCCUUUUGCACAAAUUGCAGCAGGAGGAGCACAUAGUUUUGUACUAACUCUUUCCGGAGCCAUUUUUGGAUGGGGACGCAACAAAUUUGGUCAACUUGGUCUUAAUGAUGAAAAUGACAGGUAUGUUCCUAAUCUGCUGAAGUCCCUAAGAUCUCAGAAAAUUAUUCACAUCUGUUGUGGAGAAGAUCAUACUGCUGCUCUUACAAAGGAAGGUGGGGUUUUUACAUUUGGAGCUGGAGGCUAUGGACAGUUGGGUCAUAAUUCUACCAGCCAUGAGAUAAACCCAAGGAAAGUUUUUGAACUUAUGGGAAGCAUUGUCACACAGAUCGCUUGUGGGAGGCAGCACACCUCUGCAUUUGUUCCUUCAUCUGGAAGAAUUUACUCCUUUGGUCUUGGAGGUAAUGGACAGUUAGGAACAGGAUCAACCAGUAAUAGGAAAAGUCCCUUCACAGUAAAAGGAAACUGGAUUCCUUAUAGUGGGCAGUGCCUGCCAAGCACAGACAGUGAAGAAUAUUAUUGUGUAAAGAGACUUUUCUCUGGUGGGGAUCAAAGUUUUUCACACUACUUUAAUCCACAGAACAUGAUGCCACCAGAUGACUUCAGAUGUCCUGACUCUUCAAAGCAGAUCUGGACUGUGAAUGAAGUAUUUAUUCAGAAAUUGCUGACUUGUCCAUCUGGAAGGCUUCCUGUGGAGAUAGCUGAUGAAAUAGAUGGAACAUUUUCUUCAGCUGGCUGCCUAAACGGGAGUUUUUUAGCUGUCAGCAAUGAUGAUCACUAUAGAACUAGUGCUCGAUUCUCGGGGGUUGAUAUGAACGCUGCUAGACUACUAUUUCACAAACUUAUAAGUCCUGACUAUCCUCGUAUAUCACAACAGGUUGCAGCUAGUUUGGAGAAGAACCUUAUUCCUAAAUUGACUACUUCCUUACCUGAUGUUGAAGCCCUAAGGCUGUAUCUCACUCUACCAGAAUGCCCACUGAUGAGCGAUGUGAACAAUUUUACAACACUAGCUAUUCCUUUUGGAACAGCUGUUGUAAAUCUAGAAAAAGCUCCACUGAAAGUGCUUGAAAACUGGUGGUCUAUACUUGAACCUCCAUUGUUCCUCAAGAUAGUGGAGCUGUACAAGGAUGUUGUGGUCCACCUCCUAAAAUUAUACAAGAUUGGUAUCCCCAAUUCUGAAAGAAGAAUCUUUACCAGUUUUCUACACACUUCUCUCAAAGUUCUGGAAAUUUUACAUAGGGUAAAUGAGAGAGGAGGACAAAUUAUACAGUAUGACAAAUUUUACAUUCAUGAAAUACAAGACUUGAUAGAUAUCAGAAAUGACUACAUCAACUGGAUCCAGCAGCAGGCAUAUGGAAUGGACAUCAACCAUGGAUUAACUGAGCUAACAGAAAAUCCAGUUACAAUUUGCACAUACCCUUUUGUGUUCGAUGCACAGGCAAAGACUACACUCUUGCAAACAGAUGCUGUCUUACAAAUGCAGAUGGCUGUUGACCAGGCUCACAGACAGAAUUUCUCAUCUAUUUUUCUCCCUGUAUUUGAAUCUGUCAAUCCUUGUCUAAUAUUAGUGGUGCGCAGAGACAAUAUUGUAGGAGAUGCUAUGGAAGUCCUAAGGAAAACGAAGAAUGUAGAUUACAAGAAACCACUCAAGGUUAUUUUUGUAGGGGAAGAAGCUGUUGAUGCAGGAGGUGUUCGCAAAGAAUUUUUCUUGCUCAUCAUGAGAGAGUUGCUUGAUCCCAAAUAUGGAAUGUUUAGGUACUAUGAAGAGUCCAGGCUCAUCUGGUUCUCUGACAAGACCUUUGAAGACAGUGACUUGUUCCAUUUGAUUGGUGUUGUCUGUGGGCUUGCAAUAUAUAAUUUUACUAUUGUAGACCUUCAUUUCCCCUUGGCUUUGUACAAGAAGCUGUUGAAUAAGAAGCCUUCCCUAGAUGACUUAAAAGAGUUAAUGCCUGAUGUUGGCAGAAGUAUGCAGCAGUUACUGGACUACCCAGAAGAUGACAUAGAGGAGACAUUUUGUCUCAACUUUACAAUCACUGUGGAAAAUUUUGGAACAACAGAAGUAAAAGAGCUGGUUCCCAAAGGUGCUGAUGUUCCUGUGGUCAAACAAAAUAGGCAAGAAUUUGUAGAUGCCUAUGUGGAUUAUAUCUUCAGUAAAUCAGUGGCUUCCUUAUUUGAUGCAUUCCAUGCAGGCUUUCAUAAGGUGUGUGGUGGUAAAGUUCUUCAGCUCUUCCAGCCCAGUGAGCUGCAGGCGAUGGUGAUUGGGAACACAAAUUAUGAUUGGAAAGAACUGGAGAAGAACACAGAAUAUAAAGGAGAAUAUUGGGCAGACCAUCCUACAAUUAAAAUCUUUUGGGAUGUUUUUCACGAGUUACCACUGGAAAAGAAAAAGCAGUUUCUGUGCAUCAAUGGUGAGAACCUACGGGUCUUGAAAGCAUAUGGAAAGAACCUUGAGGAUGUUUCCCCAGACUUUCCACCACAUCAGGGAGUUGAGGACCUGUUUUGGACAUGUAAGUGAAGUUGCCUGAGUUUGGGGGAGUAGUCCCAUGUUUUCAGAAGAAAAGUGUGAAGGCACCUGACUUGUGAUUUUUGCCAAUGGGUAACUCCUAUGCAUGAGACCAGGAGGCCCAGUAGCUGAGGGCAGGGAGCUCUUUCACUUGGCCAGUGUGGAUAUCAGAUUCUGAAUCUUCUGGAAUCUGUUUACUGAUUGGUACAGCUGUGCUGUUGAAGUAUCUAUUUCCACACCCAGAUGAAUUAUUCUUGUUAAGGGGUUCAGGGAACUUUACUUCAUGUUUAUUAUGAAUCCGAGUGCUUGCAGGAGAUCCAGAGUCUGAAAUGUGGUACUGUGCGCUACCGCCUGGGGUGGGGCUCUGAUUAAGGAGUCAUCAAAAAGAGGGUACAGGUGAAUACCCUGGGACCUGAGUCUGGCUAUGGUCACCACCAGCAUCAUCAUAAAUACCAUGGGGGCUGAUAAGACACCGAUUGGAAGUGUUAGGUACUAAUAGUGAUUCGUGAUAUAAGCAGCAAAUCUCAGAAGCCUGCAGGGGCACACUGGAAUGUGAAGGAAUGCAUCUGCCAAAUUGACUGAGGUUAGGAAGUACCCUGACACAGGGAUGUUGCUAUCAGUUAGUUUCCAUCUGGAACUUAAUUUUCCUUAUUUGUUUGUUGAGCCUUUUGAAGUUGAGGAUGACCUUGACUCCUCUAGUGUGUACUUCUGAGCAAUGACGAAGGUGGAGUAAAACCCUAAUCAAUGCUCUCCUGUGGAAACUCCUCCUAUUGUUGUAUGGCCAGAAGUUGGGAGAUCUUGUUCUGGACCAGCUUGCACUUUUGCAGGGUUGCGGGAGGUUGGAUGAAGAAGGGAUGGGGUGGAGCCCUUUGCUCAAGAGGAUAUUCCUGGAACACACUUACCUUUCUGUGAUUGAAACAAACCAUUUAUCUGGAAAAUGGAAAAUCCUGCUGCUCAGGUCUGGGUGGAGGCACAUUUGCUUGUUGUCGUAAAGGGCUUUUGAAGGUUGCAGGAGCUCCUCUAGAUUUUCCUCUUGUUCCUUGGUUCCAAGGUUUUCCCUUGACACAUCUGUAUCUGGUUUUCUCUGAAACCUCGGUGAGGAAGAUGGAUAAAAGGAGCGUAUCUGGGGUUUGUAGUGGUUUGGAGUCCCUUCUUGGAAUACUAAGUUGAGUAGGGAAGGACUAUUCGGUUUUAGUCACAUUUUCAGUCACUGUCUUGUCCAGUUUUUCUCUGAAGAAGAGAGAUAUUGUGCAUGUAGAAGAGCACGGGAAAUGUUUGAAGUGUCUACUUUCAAGAGACAAAGCCAUCUGUGUCUCCUGGCAGUGGAGCUCGAUGCCACGGUCCUGGCAGAAAACCUCAUAGUAUCCAUUAACGCAUCUGCCAUUAAUGCUGUUGCUUAAGAGAUUUUCUUAAGUAUAGACUUAGUAAGUUUGGUUUCUGAUCUUAAGGGCUUUCAGGUCAUAGAAUCAUAGAAUAGAAUCAUAGAAUAUCAGGUUUGGAAGGGACCUCAGGAGGUCAUCUAGUCCAACCUUCUGCUCAAAGCAGGACCAAUCCCCAACUA
Messenger RNA from Chelonia mydas (Green sea turtle), 5203 nucleotides. RefSeq names its product HECT and RLD domain containing E3 ubiquitin protein ligase 4 (gene HERC4). Gene Ontology annotation, molecular function: ubiquitin-protein transferase activity. The transcript is spliced from 26 exons. Lineage: Eukaryota; Metazoa; Chordata; Testudines; Cheloniidae. The record is from RefSeq and is a predicted model, not a curated record. Bases 574 to 3654 code for a protein of 1026 amino acids.